This is a messenger RNA of Gloeophyllum trabeum ATCC 11539, 1350 nucleotides long. Its product is annotated as MFS general substrate transporter. The coding region runs from base 1 to 1350 and encodes 449 amino acids. Gene Ontology annotation, cellular component: membrane. Gene Ontology annotation, biological process: transmembrane transport. Gene Ontology annotation, molecular function: transmembrane transporter activity. NCBI's taxonomy places the organism in Eukaryota, Fungi, Basidiomycota, Agaricomycetes, Gloeophyllales, Gloeophyllaceae. The record is from RefSeq and is a predicted model, not a curated record. The transcript has 13 exons.
AUGGCUGCUACCGUCACUCACCGCCGUAGCGACUCCCAGCUGUCGACGCCGUCCACGCCGAGCAGCAAGGCCACGGACAGGCAGAUCGAGGAGGUCGACAAGGAGCAGGACGUGCGCGUGAAGGAGGCGCCCGUAACUGAAGAUGAUUUCCGUCUGCUCAGCGAAGAGGAGAGGAAGGCGGGCGAAGCGCGGAUCAAGAGGAUGCUGGACAUGCGGCUCAUGCCCAUGACCAUAAUCAUUUUCUUGCUGAAUUACAUCGACCGGACUGCUGUCACCGCCGCUCGAUUGCAAGGUCUGCAGACAGAUCUCAAUCUGACGGACCUUCAGUACGAGACUAUCAUCGCGAUCCUCUAUGCUUCAUACGUGCCCGCUCAGAUCCCGUCGAAUAUGGUGAGUCCGUUCUUACCCGGUGAUUCAGAACUGUCUUUCCGGGCAGCCAUCUUAUACGGCGGAUUGUUAAUAUCCAAUGCUUUUGGUAGUGGCGCAAUAACCAUCUGUGUCGGUUUCGUUGCUAUGUGGGCAUUGCCCGAUUACCCUCAUAACACGCGAUGGAUGACCCCCGCUGAGCGGCGACUUGCGCAAGUCCGACUGGCCGAGGAUGCGGGCGAGGCUGACGAGGAUUCGGAGUCCGAGUCUGCUCUGUACGGCCUGAAACUGGCGUUGAAGGAUCCGAAAGUGUACAUCUUAGCCGUCAUGACCUGCUCGCAGCUCCUUGGGCUGAGCUUCGUCAACUUCUUCCCGACGCUCACUCAGACUUUGGCUACUCUUCUUAUGCUCAUGGUCGUUCGCAGGCCUCCAUGGAUCCUUGCCACCAUCGUCACUUGCGUAAAUGCUUGGCAUACAGAUAAAACUGGUGAACGCUACUUCCACAUUAACGUGCCCUGGUGGGGAGUCAUCGUUGGAUACAUUAUCGGUCUUUCCACCAUGAACACUGGUGGUCGAUAUGUCUGCAUGUUUUUGAUGGCGAGCGGAUACGCAGGAUUCGCGCUGACUUUGGUAUGGGUUUCCAACGCUAUACCGCGUCCUCCUGCCAAAAGAUCCGUCGCAAUGGGUAUUGUGAAUGGAUUUGGGAACAUCGGUAACUUGAUCGGCUCGUUCGUCUGGAAGGCAAGCUGGGGUCCGGAAUACCACCCGGCGAUGAUCAUCAGUCUCGCUUCCCUCGCGUUUGCGUCUUUCCUGGCCUUCAUUGUCCGGUGUAUGCUCAUCAGAGACAACAAAGCUCUAGAAGCCGAGAUGCUGGAUAACAUGGACGAGGGCGAGAAAAUACGUAUAGCGGACGCCGCGAGACUGGAGGGAAUUACCUUCCAGGAGGCCCUUGACAGGAAGAGGGGAUUCAGAUAUCUUUAUUAG